CCGGUGCCGCGGCGGCCGCCGCACAGCUGGCGACGCCUGCGCGAAUCCAGCGGUAGGCGACGGGUAUGCUGCACCGCCGGCGAGCAAGGUGCUGGCGACCCCGACCCCUUCUAAAGUCCGAAGGACGGCUCGUAGUCCAACCUCAUCGCGCGAAGGAGCAAGCCGGCCGCGCCGCACGGUGAUGGCCGGCGACGCGUUGGUCAGAGCACGCUGCUUCCGAAGACACCGCAUCUCCUGAUCGACGAUUGUUUAGUUUUUUGGGCUACCUCGUCGCCAUGGCCGCUACCAUCGCCCGCAUCCCGUCCGAGCCGCGCUACAUCGACAGCUUCUUCUACAAGUACGCGCUGUCCGUCGCCGCCGCAGCUGUGGCCGAGACGACAACCUACCCACUGGACAUCGUGAAGACGCGACUGCAGGUCCAGGGGGAGCUGACUGCCAAGGGUCAAAUAGUCGACCGACGGGGCUUCUUCAAGACUGCGGCAGGCAUUGUGCAGGAGGAAGGCGUGCUAAAGCUGUGGAAGGGGCUGCCACCAGCCAUCUACCGGCACCUCAUCUACAGCGGCUGCCGGAUGAACUUCUACGAGAGCAUGAGGGACCGGUUCCUGCGGAACAAGGACGGAACGCGCGCUCCCCUCUGGAAGUGUGUCCUGGUGGGGGUGGCGGCGGGUGGCAUGGGCCAGUUUCUGGCCAGCCCCACAGACCUGGUCAAAGUACAGAUGCAGACCGAGGGGCGUCGUGCUCUCAUGGGACUGCCACCUAGGGUGACAGGUACUUGGCAGGCACUAAAGAAGAUUGCCUCAGAGGGCGGGAUCCGGGGCCUCUGGAGAGGGGCUGCCCCAAAUGUCUACCGGGCUGCACUCGUCAACCUUGGCGAUCUGACGACGUACGACACAGGAAAGCGGCUGCUCCUGCAGCACACGAACCUCAAGGACAACUACUUCACCCACUCACUUGCCAGUGGGAUGUCCGGCCUGAUAGCUGCAACCCUUGGCACGCCUGCUGAUGUGAUCCGCACGAGGGUCAUGAACCAGCCAACAGACAACCAGGGAAGGGGUCUGCUCUACAGCUCCCCCCUAGACUGCCUACUCAAGACAGUACGGGGCGAGGGUUUCAAGGCACUUUACAAGGGCUUCUUCCCCAUCUGGGCGCGCAUGGCACCAUGGUCUUUCACAUUUUGGGUCACGUACGAGGAGUUCAGACGUUUUGCCGGCGUCCGGUCAUUCUGAAGAUGGCCCUUGCCGACUUCUUUAGACCCACAAUCCCAUGUUCCUGCCCAUCUUUGUAGUUUUAUUUUUCAUCCUCAUAUCAGACAGAAAAAAGAAUUAUAUGGUGCGGCGCUUUGACAGAAGCUGCUGCUGGCAUAAAGCAUGCGCAGUUUUUUUUUUUACUUUUUGUUUGUUUCGGUGCUUCUUGGGACAUUUGCAAGAAACCAUGCAAGCCACCGUUUUCUAUUUUGUUGUUGUUCUUCUUGUAGUUGUUCUCGUAGUUGUUAUUGUUGCCAUUGUUUGUCGCCAUUGCUUUGGACGUGUGUGGAAGUUAGUGGGGUGAUGGCUUGGCGGGGUCAGGGCGUGCUUUGUGCGUCGGCAGACGCAUUGUCGUCGUGUUGUGAGAGCUUUUUUGUGUGCAUGCACUGCGGCUGUGAUGCUAGAGCACUAGGUGGUACGUGUGCAAAUGACAGUGCCGUUUAUAUGAAAAGAUUGUGUCACUGCGUAGAGUCAUGAUGGAUUAGUUUUUAUUGGCCGGUGGCCAUCUUUACUCAUGGGGAUGAGAAAACGGCACGACCCUAUGGCAAUUACAUUUUGGGAGCGUUUAAUGCUUUGUUUCACUCUGACGGUGAAAGGACGCUGGCAGCAGGUGCUGCUGUGAGGCUUUAUUUUCCUGCCUGUGGAAAUAUAAAUGCAAUCAUAGGGUGGCAUUGGAGCUCUGAAACGUGUGUGGUAUAGUGGUGACUGCUUAGCAAAGUUAAGGUAUGUUUCUUGCCCAAAGUGUGUGCAAUGUUUGGUGGCUGGUAAUGCAAAUGAGGUCGUGCCUUGAAGGGUUAGCAGUCGCAAGUUAGUUUACAUGCAUUUAGUUUUAUGUAUUGCGUCUUCUCUUAUCCCAAUGCGCUAUCAUUCUCUUGUGCUGUUUCUUGUGCUGAGCUAAUCGAACACGUGAUCGCACUAAAGAAAGAGUUUUGCUUGUUAUUUUGUAUUUCAUGCAACAUAGCAUUAACAUGAUCCCCUUGCCUGAUUAUACAAAGUGGCUGUAGACUUGAGUAUUUAACGCUGUAAGGGCGAACUUGUAGGCUAGAAGUGCACUCAUACAGUCAUUGUCAUACAGUGAAAAAAAAAGAAAAAUGACGCAAAUGUGAAGCAGGGUCAAUCAACUCAAGUGUCCUCUCAGAUGAGUGUUUGUCAAAAAGAUGCGAUUGUUUUAUACAGCGGAUAACUGACUGUGUAAUGUUUCACCUAUCAAAGGGUUUCAUGCUGUAUGAAAUGUUCAUGUAUCUUAGUGUUUCUGACUUAUGUGUCGAAGCAUUUGUUGCGGUACAAAAUGUUCACAUAGUUUCAAUACAAACCGUUAGCUGAAGAACAGUGGUUGUGUCCUUGUUUGUGCCAUUUUUUUUAUGCUUGAAUACUAUGUUGGUAGCACUUCCCUACAGUGGUCUUGGCUAAAGACACUUUUCAGGAGCAUGCCAGUCUGAAACAAUUCGAAGGUGAAUGCGUUGCGUUUGAGGAAGCAGGGUUAAACUCCCUUCCACAGCUGAUUCCUUGCAAAGACGUAUAAACGAUACGCCAGUUUAGUUUGUCCUUUACUACUGCUAUCCUGGAGUGUCGUUUUCACUGAAGAUCAAGUCACCAUUCAGCCAGAAGUGACCGCUCAUACAGUUUGGUUAAUGUUAAGGCCGACCACAGAUAAGGGACUUAGACGGGCUAGUUGGCUACUGGUUUGAUGAAACAUGGUUAAAUUUUCACAUGUAAGGACGCGACAGAGAGAGACUACACAGAGGACUAAGCUCAGUUGAAGUUCAGCGAUUGUCCUCUGUACAUUCAUUCUUUGUCUCAUCCUCACAAGCACCGAUUUAACCAUGUUUCAUCAAGGCCGAUCACUUUUGGGUCACUCCAGAUGGCGUCCAUUGCUUGUGCAAAAUUUCUUUAGACGAUUACGAUUGGUCAAAUCGUUCGCGCACAUUGAUAAAGCAUGAUGAAUGUGCUUAAAAAGCUGACCACAGCCAUCAUCUCAUUUCUUUUGGUCCGAGAUGCUGAUGUUGAAGAAAAGGGCGGACACAUUGAAAGUACGUGUCUAGAAGGAGGUGAAAGCUACCUACUGCUUUGAAUGGGGUCGCCAUGUGACUGCAGGCUUUUCCUGCAUGUCUUGGCGGAAGAAAAUGCAGAUUUUCUCAUAGUUUGUUAGACCAGCCACCAGCAGCACACCACAAAAAAAAAAAGCCUUGCUUUUCUUUGUUAGUCAAGUUGUUUAGUAAUACUGCUAAUUUGUUUUGCUUUGUUUAUUAACCUCUUUUGAGUUAUGCUGAUUUAUUUAGUAGGCUUGAGUUGACUGCAUUUUGCAGUGCUUUAUACUUGUUACAGAUAUACUGUAUGGAUACACUACCGAAUGUACGAAAAGAAAAAAAAGAAAGAAAUGUUGCUUCAGACAUGUUUUAAUGUUUGAUCGACCGUAUGCCAUUGAUCUCAAGGUUAUGUGCACAGCAUCUGUGUAACAUUUUAUAUGAACUCACCUGAAAAUAAAAAUUGGUUUUUAAUUGCAA
This is a messenger RNA of Dermacentor albipictus, 3748 nucleotides long. RefSeq names its product Uncoupling protein 4A (gene Ucp4A). NCBI's taxonomy places the organism in Eukaryota, Metazoa, Arthropoda, Arachnida, Ixodida, Ixodidae. Gene Ontology annotation, biological process: response to cold. The record is from RefSeq and is a predicted model, not a curated record. Gene Ontology annotation, molecular function: transmembrane transporter activity.